GCUUGUUUUUGCAGAUGUUCGUCGAAACAUCAAGCGGUUCGUGCAACCUAUGAAUUUGUGCGGCUUGCUCGAGGGAAGCGUUAUUCCAACUGGAUUAUAUCGUCGUUCGUUUUAGUGCAGUAACAUGUAAAAAUUAACGCGGUACGGAUUUCAAUUCAUCGCACAACAACCGCUAACCGAAUCACUUUAAUAUGAUAAUUACGAGGGGUGAUUCUUCGGAUUCCUGAAUUAACCGGAAUAAUCUAAUGAAAACCAUGGGGCAUCUCAGACUGCACAAAUGGCCAACAUUGAACAGGCAAUUCAUGCUGGCCCUUCUCGUCGGCCUGGUGACCGGUUUCACGGUAGCGUACGUGGCCCUGUCACCCCGCAUGUUGCCUUUCGCAGACCCACACUCGAGCUACGAGAUGGAAUACAUGGCCGGACCUACGAUAGACCCGGGGUCCCAUUCUUAUCAGCACGAGGAGUUUCACGCGAUGGAGGACUCGACCGUCGCCGACAAAUUGUACGACGGCGUUAGGGUGUUGUGUUGGGUCAUGACGGGGCCCAAGAAUCACGAAAAGAGGGCGAAGCAUGUGAAGGCGACCUGGGGGAGAAGGUGUAACAUUCUUCUGUUCAUGAGCUCUGAAGAAGACCCAUCGUUGCCUGCCAUCGCACUUCCGGUUAAGGAGGGCAGGAACAAUUUGUGGGGCAAAACGAAGGAGGCUUUUAGAUACGUCUACAAGCACUAUUACGACAAGGCCGAUUGGUUCCUAAAAGCGGACGAUGACACAUAUGUGAUAUUAGAGAACUUAAGGUACAUGUUGGUGCCGCAUAAGCCAACCGAACCGAUUUAUUUCGGGUGCAGGUUUAAACCGUACGUGAAACAGGGUUACAUGAGCGGCGGCGCUGGUUACGUUCUUAGCAAAGAAGCCCUGCGUCGUUUCAUUCAGGUGGGAUUGUACAAUUCGAGCGGCUGCUCGACCUCCAACAGCGGUGCAGAAGACGUGGAGAUGGGCAAGUGUCUGGAGGCGGUGAAUGUCGCGGCAGGCGAUUCGAGGGACGCGAUGGGCCGUGGCAGGUUUUUCCCCUUCGUGCCUGAGCACCACUUGAUCCCCGGUCACGUGUCGAAGAGCUUUUGGUAUUGGCAGUACAUUUAUUAUGAAAGCAAAGAGGGUAUGGAUUGUUGCUCGGACAACGCCGUUUCCUUCCACUAUGUGAGUCCGAAUCAGAUGUACGUCCUGGAAUAUUUAAUCUACCAUUUACGACCGUACGGCAUUUCAUUUCAUGUGGAUAUGCCGCAUCAACUCACCGAUACAUCACCGGACUUUACACCAACUUAAAAACAGUAUUAAGGAAGAUGUUUUAGUUGCAUUCCACCGGAUAUAUUUAUCAUCUUAGUGCCAUUAUUUGAUAUUUUAGAACAAAUCGGGCUGUGUAAAACUUCUAGAUUAUUUUUGUAAAACGGCCGGUUUAUUAUAUUAGUAACAAUGGACUAAGUUAGACUGAAAACUUACCAAUAUUCGCUCAUAAACAUAUCAAUUAUCGUUUUUAAGGUUCUCAGUAUCUAGUACGUUCAUUUUAAUCGUAGCUAUUAACUAGUCUGUUUGCCAAAUAUGUACAUACAACAUGUUUUAUCUUGUAAGUUUAUAGCUUGGAUUUAUGAAUGUUUUUGAAUUGUAUAUUUGUACAUAUGUCACAAUUUUCAAAUUAUUAUAAGUUUAAAUCUAGCUGUUAGUUUUAACGCAUCAUAUUGUUGCGUAAAAGUCGCAACAUAAUAUUUUUUUCAGGUAUAAUAUUUAUUGAACUAGUCAUAAAAUAUACAAAUUUAUGUAUGUAAA
This is a messenger RNA of Aethina tumida (small hive beetle), 1817 nucleotides long. RefSeq names its product glycoprotein-N-acetylgalactosamine 3-beta-galactosyltransferase 1. The record is from RefSeq and is a predicted model, not a curated record. The transcript has 6 exons. The coding region runs from base 246 to 1319 and encodes 357 amino acids. NCBI's taxonomy places the organism in Eukaryota, Metazoa, Arthropoda, Insecta, Coleoptera, Nitidulidae. Gene Ontology annotation, cellular component: membrane. Gene Ontology annotation, molecular function: N-acetylgalactosaminide beta-1,3-galactosyltransferase activity.